GUGACGUCAUUUCCGGGGUACCGACCACUGCCGGAAGUCACCUCGGAAAGCGGCUUCCUGCGUCCUGUGUCAACCGUACAUGGUGGCCUCUCCGGCGCUGUAGACGUCGCUCCCCGGUUGUAGUAAUUGCGGGUGGCGGAGCUGCGGCCGUCUCUCUCCGGUGUCCGGGCGGCUUAUUAUUCCUGUGUCCGCACUUAGCGGAGUAACAUGUCCGACAGUGAGGACAGCAACUUCUCUGAGGAGGAGAGUGAGAGGAGCAGUGAGGCUGAGGAAGUGGAAGACAAUGAGGAAGUGGAGACGGUGAGGGCCAGCCCUGCUAGAAGUGAGAAGGGUGAUGAGGAAGAGGUUGAAGAAGAAGAAGAUGAGGAUGAGUAUGAUGAAGAGGAAGAAGAAGACGACGAGGAUGACGACCGUCGUCGAAAGAAGCCAAGACAUGGAGGAUUCAUCUUAGACGAAGCCGAUGUGGAUGAUGAGUAUGAAGAUGAAGAUCAGUGGGAGGAUGGCGCAGAGGACAUUCUGGAGAAAGCUGAAGAAAUUGAAGCUUCUAACAUUGAUAAUGUGGUCCUUGAUGAGGAUCGCUCCGGGGCCAGGCGCCUACAGAAUCUGUGGAGAGACCAGAGAGAAGAGGAGCUGGGGGAAUAUUACAUGAAGAAAUACGCCAAGUCCUCAGUCGGGGAGCAUAUAUAUGGAGGAUCGGAUGAGCUGUCAGAUGACAUCACCCAGCAGCAACUGCUUCCUGGAGUCAAAGAUCCCAAUCUGUGGACUGUGAAGUGUAAGAUCGGAGAGGAACGUGCCACCGCCAUUGCUCUGAUGAGGAAAUUCAUUGCAUAUCAGUUCACAGACGCACCCCUUCAGAUAAAGUCUGUAGUCUCACCAGAGCAUGUCAAGGGUUAUAUCUACGUUGAAGCCUACAAACAAACUCAUGUCAAACAAGCCAUUGAAGGGGUGGGCAACCUGCGAAUGGGCUUCUGGAACCAGCAGAUGGUACCCAUCAAAGAAAUGACUGAUGUCCUAAAGGUGGUGAAAGAGGUCACGAAUCUGAAGCCUAAAUCAUGGGUCCGGCUCAAGAGGGGAAUAUACAAGGAUGAUAUUGCCCAGGUGGAUUAUGUAGAGCCCAGCCAGAAUACAAUCUCUCUGAAAAUGAUUCCCAGAAUUGACUAUGAUCGGAUCAAGGCACGCAUGAGUCUGAAAGAUUGGUAUGCUAAGAGGAAGAGGUUCCGUAGACCUCCACAGAGAUUGUUUGAUCCGGAGAAGAUCAGGUCCUUGGAGGGAGAUGUCUCCUCAGAUGGAGACUUCCUCAUUUUCGAGGGGAAUCGUUACAGUCGUAAAGGUUUUCUCUUCAAGAUCUUUGCCAUGUCUGCUGUGAUCACAGAAGGGGUGAAGCCAACGCUGUCUGAGUUAGAGAAGUUUGAAGAUCAGCCAGAAGGGGUUGACCUGGAGGUGGUAACAGAGUCAACAGGAAAAGAACGUGAGCACAGCCUGCAGCCCGGAGACAAUGUGGAAGUGUGCGAGGGGGAGUUGAUAAACCUGCAGGGUAAAAUCCUCAGUGUGGACGGGAACAAGAUCACUCUCCUGCCCAAACAUGAGGACCUCAAAGACGUGUUAGAGUUCCCAGCUCAGGAGUUGAGGAAGUAUUUCCGCAUGGGUGACCAUGUCAAAGUGAUUGCAGGGCGCUACGAGGGGGACACAGGUCUUGUUGUGCGAGUUGAAGAAAAUUUUGUCAUCCUGUUCUCUGAUCUUACCAUGCACGAGUUAAAGGUCCUGCCCAGGGACUUGCAGCUGUGCUCGGAGACUGCCUCGGGGGUAGAUGUUGGAGGACAGCAUGAAUGGGGUGAGCUGGUACAGUUGGACCCACAGACUGUGGGUGUGAUUGUACGCCUGGAGAGGGAGACCUUUCAGGUCCUGAACAUGCACGGUAAGGUGGUCACGGUCAGACACCAGGCUGUCAAUAGGAAGAAGGACAAUCGCUUUGCUGUUGCUCUGGACUCAGAGGAGAACAAUAUCCACGUCAAAGACAUUGUCAAGGUCAUUGAUGGACCCCAUUUGGGCCGGGAGGGCGAGAUCCGUCACUUGUUCCGGAGUUGCGCCUUCCUUCACUGUAAGAAGCUGGUUGAAAACGGAGGGAUGUUUGUCUGUAAAACCCGUUACCUGGUUCUGGCCGGAGGUUCAACUCGUCCAGAUGUCACAAACUCACUUGGGGAUUUUGCUCCAAUGAGCCCUCGAAUCAAUAGCCCGGCACACCCUGCUGGAGGAGGAGGACAACAAGGGGGGAUGGCAGGUGCUGGAGGUCCAGGGAGAGGAAGAGGCCGCAGGGAUAACGAUCUGAUAGGUCAGACUGUUAGAAUUUCUCAAGGUCCUUAUAAGGGCUAUAUUGGGGUGGUGAAAGAUGCCACGGAAUCCACAGCUCGAGUUGAGCUUCAUUCCACCUGUCAGACGAUCUCCGUGGACAGACAGCGUCUCACCACAGUUGGUGCUCGUCGCCCUGGAGGAAUGACCUCCACUCGUGCCAGCACACCAAUUUAUGGCUCUCAGACCCCAAUGUAUGGUACUGGCUCCAGGACCCCGAUGUAUGGCUCACAGACUCCAGUGCACGAUGGAAGCCGCACACCUUACUAUGGAUCUCAAACCCCUGUGCAUGAUGGCAGCAGGACUCCAGCACAAAGUGGGGCCUGGGAUCCCAACAACCCAAACACACCUUCAAGGGCGGAUGAAGAGUAUGAUUACAGAUAUGACGAUGAGCCAUCUCCAUCACCGCAAGGCUAUGGUGGAACUCCCAACCCACAAACUCCAGGGUACCCCGAUGUGCCGUCCCCGCAGGUCAAUGCUCCUUAUCACCCCCAGACGCCAGGAACUCCUGCCAUGUACAACACAGACCAGUUUUCACCCUAUGCUGCUCCAUCACCUCAAGGCUCCUAUCAACCUACUCCCAGUCCACAGAGCUACCAUCAAGUGGCCCCAAGUCCUGUGGGCUAUCAAAAUACGCAUUCUCCAGCAAGUUACCACCCGACUCCGUCACCGAUGGCCUACCAGGCCAGUCCUAGCCCUAGCCCCAUGGGUUAUAGUCCAAUGACCCCUGGUGCACCUUCGCCGGGUGCGUACAACCCUCACACACCUGGUUCCUCCAUAGAACAGACUUCCAACGAAUGGGUGACUACAGACAUCCAAGUGAAAGUGAAAGACACUUUCCAGGACAGUCAGGUGGUGGGGCAGACGGGGAUUAUACGCAGUGUCACGGGGGGUCUUUGUUCUGUGCUGCUGCAGGACAGUGAGAAAGUGAUCAGUAUCUCUGGAGAUCACCUGGAACCUGUGACCCCCACCAAGAACAGCCGGGUAAAAAUCAUUAUAGGAGAAGACCGUGAGGCGAUGGGCAUUCUUCUCAGUAUAGAUAAUGAGGAUGGAAUUGUCCGUAUGGACCUGGAAGAACAGCUGAAAAUUCUCGAUCUCCACUUCCUGGGGAAGCUAGAGUCCUGAGAGAAUGCGGAAAGUGCAGAGCAAAGGCCUCCACCUCUCGCUCCCUGACACAAAGCCACUCUCCAUGGUAAUGCAGUCCUCCUACCUCUGGUUCUGGCAGAAGAGCAGAGAGUGCUGAAUACACCCAUCUUCUAACACUGAACUGCAUUCAGAACCUUUCUCUCUACACGUUACAUCGCAACUUCUUGUUCAGCAAAUUCAUCCUUAGAGUUAUGUUUUUAUUUCUCAUGUCACCUGUUCUCUUCUGGUUGAUCCAAUAGUGACGUGUUCUCUGGUGCGAGUUCCACUGUGUAAUAUUUAUAUGGUGCAGUCAAUAAACCAGAAGAACGGUG
Messenger RNA from Pseudophryne corroboree (corroboree frog), 3803 nucleotides. RefSeq names its product SPT5 homolog, DSIF elongation factor subunit (gene SUPT5H). The record is from RefSeq and is a predicted model, not a curated record. Gene Ontology annotation, molecular function: protein binding; mRNA binding. The transcript has 30 exons. Gene Ontology annotation, biological process: transcription elongation-coupled chromatin remodeling; regulation of transcription by RNA polymerase II; regulation of DNA-templated transcription elongation. NCBI's taxonomy places the organism in Eukaryota, Metazoa, Chordata, Amphibia, Anura, Myobatrachidae. The coding region runs from base 208 to 3471 and encodes 1087 amino acids. Gene Ontology annotation, cellular component: DSIF complex.